Molecule: messenger RNA, 405 nt
Organism: Paraphaeosphaeria sporulosa
Lineage: Eukaryota; Fungi; Ascomycota; Dothideomycetes; Pleosporales; Didymosphaeriaceae
Product: RmlC-like cupin
Exons: 1
Coding region: 1-405 (134 amino acids)
Source: RefSeq, a predicted model, not a curated record
AUGCCUUCGACCAUCUUCCCCGCCCACCAGCCCUCCAAACCCGCCCAGCGCGCAGGCCCAACUUUUACCGGCACCGUCUACUCGGACGUCAUCCACCGCGACGCCACCGUCUCCCUCGCAAACGUGACCUUCACGCCCUGCUCACGCACAUUCUGGCACACGCACGAGGACGGCCAGAUGAUCAAGGUGCUGUCUGGCUCGGGGCUGGUAUGCGACGCGGGCGGGGCCCCACGGCGGAUCCAGGCGGGCGAUGUAGUGUGGGCGGCGCCGGGGACGACGCACUGGCAUGGUGCGGAUGAGGCGAGUGUGAUGACGCAUUUUGUGGUUACGAGGGGGAAGACGGUGUGGGGGGAGGAGGUGGUGGGGGACGGGUGGCCGAGGGUCGAAGGGGCGGAGAGGGGUUGA